UGCUUCAGUCAUAGCUUUACAGUGCAAGCGCCAGCAUGUCGAUGUCGAUCGCCCGUUUCGGAUUUUAUUUGUGUAUCUUGGGCUUGGUGGCGGCCCACUUGGAGGGGGAGGGCCUCACGUGCAAAGCGAAUGGAGAAUAUUGCCAGAUGCAUUCGGACUGCUGCUCGAGGAAAUGCAUGACAUACCUGAAUGUCUGCGCCAGGAGGAUAGACGAAGGCUUUUCCCUAGAGGUUCCGCACCAGUCAAACAGUAUCUAUGACAUCGAUGUGAAGCAGUCUGCCAAAGGAUUUCCUGACAUCGUGGACAUCGUGACGCUCGCCUCGGAGUCAAAGCAGACACCUCAGAAGGAGCAGGGCAGGCAGUGUAAGCCGGUCGGUGUACAGUGCUAUGUCAGCGAGGAGUGCUGUACGAAACGUUGUCACUUCUACGCGAACAAGUGUGUCACCUAAAGAGAUGUCAGACAAAACGAGUAAUAAUAAUAGCUCGGAUUAUUACUCAUUCGAUAUAUACAUGUACAAUAUGUAUUUGUUUAUCACUGAAGCUAAUUAAAUUAAAUAAAGUAUCGCUUAUCCGUAGCAAAGUUUAGUAAUAUGUCUACUUUUCGGCUCUGGAAGGCAGAAUAUCUCUGUUUAUCUCCACUACGCUUAGCCGCGAUCCAGCGCAAAAUGCUUCACUCAACGUUUUACAUUGAAGGGGCCAGCAUGUCGAUCACCCGUUUGGGAUUUUAUUUGUGUAUCUUGGGCUUGGUGGCGGCCCACUUGAAGAGCGAUGCCACGAAUUGCCGAGCGAAUGGACAAAAUUGCCAGGUGCAUUGGGACUGCUGCUCGAGGAAAUGCAUGACAUACCUGAGUGUCUGCGCCAAGAAGAUAGCCCGAGUAUUUUCCCUGGCGGUGCUGCACCAGUCCAACAGUACCCAGAAAAACGAUGCCAAGCAGCCUGCUCAUCAAUUUCCUGACAAGAAGUCUGUCCGGACACCACAGGAGGAGUAGGGCAGGCAGUGCAGCCCCGACGGUGGACUGGUAAGAGUCUCACCUUGAGCCCAUAGCUAAAUUUCUCUCGAUACAUACAUACGUGUAAAUGCCUAUCACCAAAGCUAAUUAAAUUAAAAAAAAUAGUAUCGCUUA
Drosophila miranda is the source of this 1124-nucleotide messenger RNA. RefSeq lists its product as uncharacterized. Bases 36 to 449 code for a protein of 137 amino acids. The record is from RefSeq and is a predicted model, not a curated record. Lineage: Eukaryota; Metazoa; Arthropoda; Insecta; Diptera; Drosophilidae. The transcript has 4 exons.